Messenger RNA from Nestor notabilis (Kea), 1662 nucleotides. It is a transcript of the gene AOPEP, whose product is annotated as chromosome unknown open reading frame, human C9orf3. NCBI's taxonomy places the organism in Eukaryota, Metazoa, Chordata, Aves, Psittaciformes, Psittacidae. Gene Ontology annotation, molecular function: metalloaminopeptidase activity; zinc ion binding. Gene Ontology annotation, cellular component: nucleolus. The transcript is spliced from 6 exons. The record is from RefSeq and is a predicted model, not a curated record. The coding region runs from base 1 to 1662 and encodes 553 amino acids.
AUGGAGACACAGCUAGACCCCAUGAAGGAUGAUUUGCCCUUAAUGGCCAACACUAACUACAUGCUUGUAAAGCAUUAUAUAUUGGACAUGGAUGUGGAUUUUAAAAGUAAAGUUAUUGAAGGCGUCAUAGUUUUAUUCUUUGAGACUGGGAGCCAGUACAGGAAAACCCGCAGUACUGGCAAAGACUGCUGCCAGUCACAGUUUGAUGAAACCUGUGAAGUGAGGGCAUGUGAACCCUGCUACACUCCUAUGACAAAUGUGAGUGCCUGUUCAUCUAAGCCGGAAUAUAAUGAUUUUGCUGUCUGUGGUAAAGGUGAAGAAGAUACUUCUGAUAAAAAUGGUAACCAUAGCAACGAGGCACAGGCUUCUGGGAUUUCUAGUUCAAAGGACAUCUGUGACAUAGAGAAUCAUGGGAACAAGGAUUUUCUGCUGGUACUGGACUGCUGUGAUUUAUCCGUACUGAAGGUUGAGGAGGUAGAUGUUACUGCUGUGUCAGGCAUUGAAAAAUUCACAAGGUCUGCCAAGCUAACGGAUGUUUCAAAGCAGCUAGAAAAUCUCAGGAAUCAGAUUGUACAUGAACUUGUGGCUUUACCUGCAGAUUGCUGGAAGGAACAGCUAUACUAUUUUACUCUCUGCAGCCAGGCACCUGGCUGUGGAGAGCUUCUGUUUACUACUGGCACUUGGAGCUUGGAGAUAAGAAAAUCAGGAGUUCAGACUCCAACAGACUUUCCUCAUGCAAUAAGAAUAUGGUACAAAACCAAACCAGAAGGAAGAUCUGUUACGUGGACUACAGACCAGAGUGGCAGACCAUGUGUUUAUACGAUGGGAUCGCCAAUAAACAACAGAGCUCUUUUCCCAUGCCAAGAGCCACCUGUUGCCUUGUCAACGUGGCAAGCCUCAGUCCGAACAUCUGCAGACUUUGUUGUGUUAAUGAGUGGUGAAAACUCAGCAGACCCAGUCCAGCUUGAAGAAGGUAUCUUGAGCUGGUACUACUAUGUGACUAUGCCAAUGCCAGCAUCCACCUUCACUAUUGCUGUGGGGUGCUGGCAGGAAGUUAAACAGCAGGGCUUCAUAGCCGCUACCCAGACAAACACUAACUUUUCCUUGCCAUCUUCACAAGCUGAUUUCAGAUGGCAUGAAGAAAUCUGUGGUCAUGUGGAAUAUCCCUGCCGUUUCCAGGAUCCUGCUGCCAGGUUGCAGGCAGUCAUUCCUUACAGAGUCUUUACUCCCUGUUGCCUUAUGAAAUGCUGCGAAGAACAUUUGCUUCAUCUAAUUCCUCAGUGCCUCUCAGCUGCUUACACCACACUGGGUACCCACCCCUUUUCCAGGCUUGAUGUUUUGAUAGUUCCUUCCAACUUUUCCAGCCUGGGAAUGGCUAGCCCACACAUCAUCUUCCUGUCUCAGAGUGUACUGUCGGGAGGGACCCAGCUCUGUGGAACACGUCUGUGCCAUGAAAUUGCUCAUGCUUGGUUUGGACUGGCCAUUGGUGCUCGCGAUUGGACUGAAGAGUGGAUAAGUGAAGGGUUUGCCACUUUUUUAGAAGAUGUAUUUUGGGCUAGGGCACAACAGCUGUCACAUGAUGAAGUAAAAGGGCAGCAGGAAUGGCGCCGGCUCAGAGAUGAGGUGCAAAACUCUGAAGAAGAGCUGCAAGUUUUAAGGUAA